This is a messenger RNA of Poeciliopsis prolifica (blackstripe livebearer), 939 nucleotides long. RefSeq names its product sizzled (gene szl). Gene Ontology annotation, molecular function: Wnt-protein binding. The record is from RefSeq and is a predicted model, not a curated record. Gene Ontology annotation, biological process: canonical Wnt signaling pathway; negative regulation of canonical Wnt signaling pathway; non-canonical Wnt signaling pathway. NCBI's taxonomy places the organism in Eukaryota, Metazoa, Chordata, Actinopteri, Cyprinodontiformes, Poeciliidae.
AUGGUCUGGUCAAAGGAGAAGCUCACAAGAGGGGCAAGCAAGCGACUCCCCUCUUCCUCCUGUUUGCUCCCGGGACUUUGUCAACUUUUCCUUAUGGCUGCUCUCUUGGCCGUCGCUCUUUUCACGUCUCCUUUGCUGGCAUUCGACCUGGGCCAGUCCACUCGGUGCGUUACCAUCCCCAACCAGAUGAAAGUCUGCAAAGGCGUUGGAUACUCUGAGAUGAGGCUGCCAAACUUUUUAGGCCACAGCAACCUCGAAGGAGAGGUGGUGCCACGCUCUGAGGACUGGAGGCCCCUGCUGCAGACCGGCUGCCAUCCUCAAGCCCAGGCCUUCCUCUGCUCCAUCAUUGCACCCGUCUGUCUCGACACCUUCAUCCAGCCUUGUCAUAGUCUGUGUGUGGCAGUGAGGGACAGCUGUGCCCCAGUGCUUGCUUGCCAGGGACAUCCAUGGCCCGAGGCUCUCAACUGUGACCGCUUUCCUGCUGAGGAAGACAUGUGUCUGACCCCCCUUGCAAAAUUUAGCCACUUUAUGAAAGACUUGCCAAAAGCUGUUUGCCAGAACUGUCCUUCUGUGGAAGUGGCUCCUGCAGUGAAAACAGUAAUGAGUGCUUUUUGUCAUCACGACUUUGCCGUCACCGCUAAACUCCACCGUCUUCGCCAGCCCACAGGGGAGCCGGAGUUCCAGGUCGAGGGCCGCGUGGAGUUUAUCCGUCAGGGCCCCCUGUUGCCUUAUGACACUCAGCAUCUCCUCCGGGAUUGGCUCCUCAUCAACCUGAGCUGCGCCAGCGCCCUGGUUCGUCCGGGCCGCUCGCAGCUCUACGUGCUGGCCGGUUCCGUGCAGCCGGACGGCAACAUCGCUCUUGUUCGUCUCUUCCCCUGGCACAAAAAAGAUGUAGGCAUCGCACUGGCCACUCGCAAAUGGAGACAUCACAGAUGCUGA